This is a messenger RNA of Prosopis cineraria, 1829 nucleotides long. RefSeq names its product probable glucuronosyltransferase GUT1. Lineage: Eukaryota; Viridiplantae; Streptophyta; Magnoliopsida; Fabales; Fabaceae. Bases 33 to 1538 code for a protein of 501 amino acids. The transcript has 9 exons. Gene Ontology annotation, molecular function: glycosyltransferase activity. The record is from RefSeq and is a predicted model, not a curated record.
CAAGUGGAAUUGCCCACACGAAGGGGGGUAAAAUGGGUGUCCUGCUUCUACCUUCGCCGCUGGCAAGCCCGUAUGGAAUGACCACUUCGCCGACAUUAGUGAACUGUGAAGUGAGUCAAAUUUCUCGAUUGCCCCGCCCUGCGGCGAACACCGGAAGCCAAACGAUAUCAGUAAUGGCGAGUGGGAGUUACAAAUUCAGGCCACAAGCCCCUCAUCACAAUCAGUUUAUCUGCACCCGAACGCACCAGAUUGGAGCUUUAUUUCUCGUCGUUGCCACCUUCUUCUUCACCAGGCUCUUCGAUCAUUCCUUCAUUCCAUGCAGCUUAUCUGUUGAUCAAGUGCGGCCAUCGCUCGACCUAGUGCACGGUGGACCCUACUCUUGGCCGGAGAGAGGGUAUGGGUCUCAGCUUUCUCUUAAGAUCUACGUCUACGAUGUGGAGGAGAUCGACGGUUUGAAGGUCUUGAUGUAUGGAAGGGAAGGCAAAAUCACCGAGAAUGCUUGUUUGAAAGGCCAGUGGGGAACUCAGGUCAAAAUACACAAGCUUUUCCAACAAUCAAAACAUCGAACAGAGAAGAAGGAGGAAGCAGAUCUAUUCUUUGUCCCAUCAUAUGUUAAAUGUGUUCGAACAAUGGGUGGUCUGAAUGAUAAAGAAAUUAACCAGACCUAUGUCAAAGUUUUAAGCCAAAUGCCAUAUUUUCGGUUAUCUGGAGGUCGUAACCACAUAUUUGUUUUCCCCAGUGGGGCAGGAGCUCAUUUGUUCAAAUCCUGGGCAACAUAUAUAAAUCGUUCUAUUAUUCUUACUCCUGAGGGUGACCGGACUGAUAAGAGAGAUGCAAGUGCCUUUAAUACGUGGAAAGACAUCAUUAUCCCUGGUAAUAUUGAUGAUGGUGUGACUAAAACUGGUGCUCCAGUGGUCCAGCCACUGCCUUUGUCAAAGCGGAAGUACUUGGCAAACUAUUUGGGACGUGCACAAGGAAAAGCCAGUCGCCUGCAGCUGAUACAGCUUGCGAAACAAUAUCCAGACAAGUUGGAAUGUCCAGAUUUGAAAUUCAAUGGACCUGACAAAUUGGGAAGGAAAGAAUAUUUUGAACACUUGCGCAAUGCAAAGUUCUGCCUUGCUCCACGGGGGGAGUCAUCUUGGACCCUUCGCUUUUAUGAGUCUUAUUUUGUGGAAUGUGUUCCAGUUAUACUAUCCGAUCAAGUAGAACUGCCUUUCCAAAAUGUCAUUGAUUACAGUCAGAUAUCUAUAAAAUGGCCAUCCAGUCGAAUAGGUGCGGAGCUGUUGCAGUACUUGGAAACGAUACCAGAUGAAGAUAUAGAAGCAAUCAUAGCUCGAGGAAGACAAGUAAGGUGCUUAUGGGUAUAUGCUUCAGAUUCGGCACCCUGCUCAGCAAUGCGCGGUAUAAUGUGGGAACUGCAGAGAAAAGUGAGGCAAUUUCAUCAGUCAGCUGAAACGUUCUGGUUGCACAACGGAUCUAUUGUAAAUAGGAACUUGGUUGAAUUUUCCAGAUGGGAUCUCCCUGUCCCGUUGCCUUGAUUAGCCGGGGGAUACCUUAUUCUUGUGUUUUCUAUUUCCUCUCGCAUGGCUAUUAUCUCAUCUCCAAAUAGCAAUUCACUAGUUCACUUGUUCUUUAGAAUUAAUAUACUAGGCGCUGUUUAAUUCUUUAGCAGCUAGCAAUAGUGGAACCCAACUUGCCCCUUUUAAUUCCGAAGCAUUCAAAACAUUUUUGUUGUUUUUAUAAGUUAUAAUAGUUGAAUGAGUUGUUUGUAAUGGGUAACCUGCCCAUUGUUUUCUUUUUUAAGAAAAUAAGGCUGCUCUUAGUACCAA